CACCAGCGACGCUGCGACCGCUACGGCCGCUGAACCCGCCUGCAAGCAAGCCACCUCACCCAAUGCCUUCACCUGAAAUAAGGAAUGUGCUGUCGCCAUUGGAACACGCGUUUUACGAUAAUUCUCACAAGAGUGUUUGACACCGGCUCCGAAUUCAUGAGAGUCCAAUCGCUCUCGAUCCUGGAUUGUUCCAGCAAUGACCACAACAGAUGGCUCUUGCAUCGAUACCCGCGACUUUUUACCAUUUGAUUUGCAUAAUCGGCUUUCAACAGGUGCAAAGCUUACUCACAAAUGGUUCGUGACCAGUUUGUGGAUGAUAUUCAGGAACAGCAUAGUCGCGUACGUAUCUCACCCUCCAUCUUCCCAAAAUGGACUUUAUACCGCAGAUCUUGGCCAUGCUUGGCCUGGUUUCAAGGCACCAUCACUGUUAAAGAAUUUAUCCAUUUUAACCACGGCAGUUAUUACUCACACACUUUCUUUUGAAGGAACAUUGGCAGCGCCAACUGUUUGUUGAGGACGCCGUCUCUGCGCCUAGGAACAUUAUUAUGAGGGACUUGUUCAUUCUACUGCCAAGAUAUAUACAUACUACUCAUCGAUGCUAGACAGGCUUAUAGCGAUUGAGUUGAUCGAAGCGGACAACAAUCCACCUCCAAGUGGGGGGUAUCAAACAUUCAUUUGUACGUCAAUGCACCCCCGCGGCGACACCUAGCUUUUGGUAUACAUACUUGGUCUGGAAGCUUUCACAAGUCUAAUCACAUUCUGUGCAAAAUCUGUGCAAAAUUUGUGCGCUCUUUUAGUGGAUUUACUCUCGGCAGGAGGUGCGCGUCAGCUAAUUACCUGUGGUCACCACCGUACCGGUCCACGUGUCUUGCAAGGCUUGUUGUUACUGAACGUUGACGGCCCAUUCAGAAUACGACCUGCAGGUUAUUCCUGGAAGGCGCUUAAUAAACCUACUCGGUAUACUACGAUGCAAUGGAGUUGAGAGCUGCAAAUCAGGCAGAGGGGCAAUAGCUCAUCUCAAAAUAAAGGGAUAAGCCAGAUCACAGAUAAGUCAGCGGUCAUUUCGGCGCAUCAAAGCCCCCACCACCACAAUCAAUUUCAAGAUCAGG
Molecule: messenger RNA, 1109 nt
Organism: Fusarium odoratissimum NRRL 54006
Lineage: Eukaryota; Fungi; Ascomycota; Sordariomycetes; Hypocreales; Nectriaceae
Exons: 1
Coding region: 197-514 (105 amino acids)
Source: RefSeq, a predicted model, not a curated record